AUGGCAGAAUCUGGUCACUCGACUUGGGUUAAAUCUGGUGCAAUUCAUCUCAUUUUGGUAGACACAGCGAGACAUGAUGUUGGAGAGAACGUUCGUCUGGAGAAGACGGUUCAAGGUUACAUGGAAGGGAGUCUUCGUUCUUCGGGAAAAGGUACUAGCGUUAAAGGAACGGAAAAAAAGGGACGUGAAAGUCAGAUAAAGAGAGCGAGGGAAUUCGGUGAAGAAGUGUUAGACGAAGAUUUUGAAGGUGAUCCGUACUCUGUCAAUGAUGCUUGUAGUGUAGUAGAUCCAAGGGCAACACAUAGCCGAACUAAACGGGGGGAAAGUCCAAAAGUUUCCUGUAAAGGGAAGCAAAAGACGUCAUCUAAAACGUGGACAAAGCAAGAAUUGAAAACCAUUAAGAGCGCUAAGUCAGAAGCCAGCGAAAUGUCAAUAACAAGAACAGUUAAAAUAGCCAGUGAUCAUGCGAAGUUUAGUGUUACGCACGGAAAGAAUACUUACGAUGUUGACAUUUGCCAUACUCCUUCCUGUUCCUGUCCAGACAAUCGUCCUCGUCCUUACAAGCACAUCUU
Paramuricea clavata is the source of this 572-nucleotide messenger RNA. The record is from the annotation of a GenBank genome assembly. NCBI's taxonomy places the organism in Eukaryota, Metazoa, Cnidaria, Anthozoa, Malacalcyonacea, Plexauridae.